Molecule: messenger RNA, 1552 nt
Organism: Pocillopora damicornis (cauliflower coral)
Lineage: Eukaryota; Metazoa; Cnidaria; Anthozoa; Scleractinia; Pocilloporidae
Product: endothelin receptor type B-like
Biological process (GO): G protein-coupled receptor signaling pathway
Cellular component (GO): plasma membrane
Molecular function (GO): G protein-coupled receptor activity
Source: RefSeq, a predicted model, not a curated record
AUGUCUCCAUACUCAAAUGCUUCUGAAAGUAAUGACACAGAGAUGCAGUCCCCAGGUUGCUCUACUAAAACCGGCCUAUCAGCUGAAAACAUUGGUAAAACAUUAGCUUAUAGCUUGAUUUUUUUUGUUUCGCUGUCUGGAAAUGCUUUCAUUGUGAUUAUUGUUUACAAGGCGAAAGCCAUGAGGAAAACAAUCAACUUUUUGAUCGUGAACAUGGCAAUCUCCGACAUUUUGCUCCCAGUUUUCGCAUUUCCAGUUAUUGUGACAGAGUUUUAUACUGACUCCUGGCUUAUUGGUGGAACGUUUGGCCAGGCCAUGUGCAAACUGGUCCCCUUAAUCCACGAUGUUUCAACUGCCGUGUCCGUUCAAAGCUUAAUUCUUAUCACUGUGGAUCGAUUUAGAGCAGUGGUCAUUCCUCUCCGCUCUCCACUCAUCUCUCCCAAGCUAUGCCUGUUCAGUGUGUUUGCCAGUUGGAUCGUGGCAAUUACAAUUUUUUCUCCGUAUUUGUUCGCCGUUAAACUUGUCAGUGAAAUCCCUGGGAAAUUGAUGUGUACCCUAAAAUGGAAUGACACGUUUGGGGAAUCUUCAAAUCCCUUAUUCUUUUUCUUAGCUGUUUUGGCUGUAUUCCUUUAUAUACCCCUUGCCCUGAUGAUCAUACUGUAUUCGAUCAUACUCGUCAAGCUCAAGUCUCAGAGGCCUCCAGGAGAACAUUCAAUCAAGGCCAAGAAACAGUACAUUAAGAGACAGCGAAACGUACUCAAGCUGGCCGCUGCUAUUGUAAUUGCCUUUGCAGUGUGUUGGAUACCACUUAGUAUCUACAACGUCCUCUCUCUCCUUGUAUGGGAUAUAACUAAAUCAUCCUCGUGUAACAUGUUGCAAUAUCAUUUUAUUGCAUCAUUUAUGGGUCAAGCAAACUGUGCUGUAAAUCCUUGUAUUUGCUUUAUUUUCAGUGAAAAUUAUCGUUGCGGGCUGAAGAAUAUUUUCAAUUGUUUUGGCCCGCAUCCGGAGAGGAAUUCAAUUUUCCGCAAAACAGCAGGAUUUUCCCAUCCGAAAAAAAGGCGGUUCUCGAGUAAAAGUACGCGUCAUUCCUUGAUUGUCGAUGAUCAACCAAGUAAUAAUUUCGUCAUGAUUACGCCAGUAUAACACCCAUAUGUUUCUCGUCCCUACGUUGUUGUUGGGGGUAGGGAAGGGGGGAUAGGCAUAGGGGCUUAGGGAUGAAGCAUGCAGCACACUUUCGGAUAACGUAACUACCCUGCCCCACCCCAGUAUGAAGUUAAUUUUCACUUACAUUUCUCUUACGGCACGACAAAAUGCUAGAUCUGUUGAUUUGCAACUAAUGUGUUCAUGUGCCGUUAUGAUUAUAUAGUCAAUAAUUCAAUCUUGUCAUUAUUUGAUAGUAGUUGCUUGUUAGUAGCGUUUGCCGGGGGACAACCGCUGACUUGCUACAAAGGACGUUAAUAAAGUUUGUUAUGUACCGAUACGUCCUCUUUUAACAGACAUUAUUGAUGAAGAUUGAGAAUCUUCUUGAAAAAACUCAAACCUAAACGAAUAA